CUCUAGCCUCUCUAGUAGUCUUAUGCAACAAUGUAGCUAGGAGAGCUGUAAAUACAUUCGCUUCGACCAAAUAGAAUUUAGUCUCUAGCCAGAAACGGUCAGGCUUACGGUCGAUUCUCUACUGGUAUAGUAAAAUUCGUUUUGCGCCUCGAAUAGGUCUUCUACCAAGUUCUACCACGUUCUACUUGAAACGCUUGAAACAGUCGCGCUUCGGCCGCUAUGUGGGAGACACGUGUACGCCAUGCCUUGUAAUGGCCUUCAGUACGGAUACAAAACGGUGUCUGAUAAACUUUAUGUUGCCCUAAGUUCUUUAAAUAAAAUUGUGAAAGUUCGCUUUGUUUUGUUUGUUGUGAUAGUGGUAAUAACAUCGGAAAUCGCUCCAACGGCGCACGCCAAGUAUUGCCAAACAAUAAAAGCAAGAAACAAGAUAGCGAAUAUAGAGAGUAGCCUAAGAGGUUGUGUGGUGAUCGUGGGUAACCUCGAACUCGUGCUCUUCGAUAGAACCACCACAGACGAUUUUGCGAAAGUUUCCUUUCCGGAAUUAAGAGAAAUCACCGGUAUACUUCUCGUUUAUCAAGUGUUUGGUUUAAGAAGUCUUGGAAAUCUAUUACCUAACCUUAAGUUUAUCCAUGGGCAAGGUUUGUUUCGAAGUUUCGCCCUUAUCAUUCAUAACGUUCCUGAUUUAAUUGAGAUUGGGCUGAGUAACUUGGUUAGUAUAGAACAAGGAGGUGUGAGGAUUCAAGGUGCUCCUAAAUUAGGCUACAUUUUCACUAUUGAUUGGUCAAAAAUCACUAAGUAUCAAAAUGUUACCGUUGAAAAAAUGAAUGUUACAACCGAUUUUGCACCAUGUCCCGAAGUAUGUAAUGGGUUUUGUUGGAAUAGCACAACUUGCCAAACUUGUAUGGAUAAUAAUUCAAGUGAAAAAUGUAAUGUUUGUCGAAGAUAUACGUAUGAAGGAAAAUGUGUCGAUGACUGCCCUAAAAAUAAGUACAAAUUGGGGUUCACCUGCGUAAGUUUUGAGGAAUGCAGGAAUUUCACCGGAAAAGAUAUGUAUAUAUUAGAAACAAAUUGCACCGAACGUUGUCCGAAAUAUCAUCAUAUCACCAACGAUAAUCAAUGUCAACCUUGUGGGAGAAACAGUACUCAUUCAAAUAACGCAAACAAUUUAAUUAAUAAAGUUUCAAAUAACAUCGCACAUUCAGUCCCAUGCCACAAGGUAUGCAAUGAAACCGUCGUAGAUAACAUUGGAACUCUUCACAAACUCGAAGGAUGCACAAUAAUAAACGGUUCUUUAACCAUAAACGGAAGAUACAAUUUUAAUUUACAACCCAAGCAAAUUGAUGAAUUAAUACUUUCUUUACCGUUUUAUUUGGACCAAAUAAAAGAAAUAACCGGCUCGUUAAAAAUCCAACAAAUGGAGAAACUAAAAAAUCUUCACUUUUUAAGUAGCCUCGAAAAAAUCGGAACUAACAUAACACAAAAAGAAUACGCUUUAUAUUUGGUCGAUAAUUUAAAACUAAACGAUUUAUUCUCGCCCAAAGUCACGGAAAAUCUUCAAAUUGGAAAUGGGUCUCUUUCGAUUCAUUAUAAUCCAUUACUUUGUUUACAAACCAUCGAAAAUUUAACAAUGCAUGUUAAUAAACUAGAUAGCUACACAAACAAUGUUGAUAUUUCCCUCGAAUCAAACGGCGAAAAAGCUAUUUGCCACGAAACGAAUAUGCACGUUAUUAUAACAAAUAGGAGUUCUAAUAAUAUAACUUUAAAAUGGGACAAACAAUCCGAUUUGAAAUCGAACCAAACCGUUUAUUUCGUUUAUUACGCUUUAGCUUCGCGUGCAUAUCAAAGUGUUUCUGGAUGCGAUAAUGCGUGGAGCUCGGAAUUAACUACGUCUGAAACGAUAACUUUAAAAAAUUUGGAGCCGUUUUCAACUUACACUUAUUAUAUUUCCGCGUAUGUAUCAACCGAUAAACCUUCUGAUCGUAAAGAUACAGCCCACGCAAACUUUUCAACUUUACCAGACGAUCCUUCACCUCCACAAAACUUUAACAUUACUCCAAUAAGUAGUAGUGACGUUUUUCUUAGUUGGUCCCCUCCAGAAGUUUAUAACGGGGACCUUUCGGGUUAUAAAUUAUACGUUUAUGCGGAACCAGAUAAUCCCGCGUUAAUCUUAGAAAGAGAUUAUUGUAAAUUUCCACACGAUUGGCCCAAAACGAUGGAAUUUGAAUACACCGAAGAAGUCGAUAAAUGCGAUUGUGAAACCAGAGAGAACACAAUGAACGUAUUUGACCAGUUAUGUUAUCAUUCGGUGUUUGGAGAUAACGAAAACUGCCAAUUAUACAGCGAUAAUCUUUUUCUGGGUGAGAAACGAAGACGAUCUAAUGAAUUUCCGAUUGCGAAAACAAUCGAGCAUGACGAGAUGUACAUGGUGUUUAAUAUAAACGCAUCAUCUAAUAAUUACACUUUAAGUAAUUUAGAACAAUUCACGCUGUAUGUUUUUUUAUUUUCCGCUUGUAAUCAUCCGCCUAAUUUAACACUUGAAGAGUUAUCAUCGAACGAACAAUUGCAAAAAAAGAUUUAUUGUAGUUCGAUCCUUAUGAAAACCGCGAGAACUUUAGAAAAUGAAACGGCGGAUAUCGUUAAAACCAUCACUUAUUAUACAAACGAUGAAGACUGCAUUCUCAAUUGGUCCGAACCAAGCCAUCCAAACCAAGUUAUAGUUUCUUAUGAAAUAGAAUGUAACACAACCAUCGAAUCACAAAGCUUUUUUCACAGCAAACAUUGUUUGCGAAAAGAGAAACAAAACAAUCAAAGCAGUUAUAUCCUACGCAAUUUAGAACCUCACAAUUAUUCAUGCACGAUAUAUUCAGUGAGUUUGGCGGGAAAAAGCAAAUUAGGACCUACAAUCUCUUUUAUUAUACAUAGUCAUUCCGAUAACAAGUCAAUGGUGAUUACGUUCUCGGUUUUAAGCGCUUUGGCAAUCAUCGCCGCAGCUGUUGCUUUUUGGUUUUAUCGAAAACACGUACAAGAAGAGAAUUUUAAAAAUUUACGCAUGUUUGCAUCUAUUAAUCCCGAAUAUGCGGGCGCUAUGUACGAACCGGAUGAAUGGGAAAUGGAAAGAGAAAACAUUGAGAUUUUAAAGGAAUUGGGUCAAGGUUCGUUUGGGAUGGUUUGCAGCGGAUUUAUUAAGUCGCAAAAUAUUCCGUGCGCUGUAAAAACGGUAAAUGAACAUUGCCAGCACAAAGAUUGUAUGCAAUUUUUAAACGAAGCUUCUAUUAUGAAAUCGUUUAAUAGUGCUCAUCAUGUUGUUAAAUUAUUGGGAGUUGUAUCUAAAGGAAAUCCUCCUUUGGUUAUUAUGGAAUUAAUGGCUCGAGGUGAUUUAAAAAGUUAUUUGCGACGUUCUCGGGAAUCGUCACAUGAUAUCACAUGCGUUGAAAUGUAUCGAAUGGCCGCUGAAAUUGCUGAUGGGAUGUUGUAUUUAUCAGCGAAAAAAUUUAUUCAUCGUGAUUUAGCUGCGAGAAAUUGCAUGGUUUCUGCUGAUCAUACGGUUAAAAUCGGCGACUUUGGAAUGGCUAAAGAUAUUUAUAUAACCGAUUAUUAUCGUCAAGCUUCUAAAGGAAUGAUGCCUGUCAGGUGGAUGUCUCCAGAAAGCUUAGCUGACGGAGUAUUUACCUCCGAUUCAGACGUUUGGAGUUACGGAGUCGUUUUAUGGGAAAUGUCGACUUUAGCAGAACAACCAUAUCAAGGUCUCGCGAACGAACAAGUUAUCCAAUUUAUCGUCGCAAAAGGCACAUUAGAACGACCGUCCGAUUGCCCGGAUCUUCUUUACGAAAUUAUGCAAGUUUGCUGGAAAUGGAAACCGGUUGAUAGACCGCGUUUUACAGAUAUUGUUGCUAAAUUAGAAAAUCAUAUACGAGAAGAUUUCAGAUUAGUUUCAUUCUAUCAUUGCAGAGAAGGCGAAGAGUUUCGGAUGAAUAAUAGAGAACGAAUUGUUAAUCCACCCGCUUUAUUGCGAAUACCAGUUGAAGAUGAAUACGUUGGGAUGCAUUGGAAUGCAUCCGAUGAUGAUGAAGUUAGCUUAUACUCGGGAAAACCAAAAAAUAGUUUAUUACACCGAUCGAAGACAUCCUCAAAUUUCAGACUGAAUUCCAGUACACCUAAGAAAAGCUUCUCUAGUAAAUCUAUGACUCCGUCAUAAAUCUGAUUUUUUAAAAAUGUAUUAAAUGAAUGUGAUAUCAUAUUAGUAGUCAUUAGAGGUAAAAGUAAGUUUAUAAAUUAAUUAAGAAUAUUUUUAUUAAAAUUUCAAUUAAAAAUCGUCAAUUUACGUACCAUAAAAAAUAUUCAAUUCAAUUCAUAAUCGAGCUUUUUUUGAUACGCUUUAUUUCUUAUGCAAUAAUGCCAGAUUAUUUUUGUUAUUAAAUUUUCGUGCAAAUUUGUAAAUAAACCCGCUUAGAUAGGUAUAAUUCGCUUAAUAAAAGUUUUAACUCAUUUAUAUCAAUUAAUAUUAACCCAAUAAUUAAUUAUAUUAAUUAAUUACAAUUUGUUCGUGGUUACCUACUGUUUUUAAAGCAGUUACCAGUGGAUUCUAGUCAAAUAAAAAUUGUAAUUUUCCACUAUGCAAUUUUUAAUUUACACGUUCUUUAUGUAUAUAAAUGGGUUAAAAUAUUGUGCAUGCGCACUACCAUCAGGAAAUUUGUCGUACCUGGGUAGAUAAAAUAAUUGUUAUCGAUUUAAAUUAAGAAUCACAAGUUUACAAGGUUUUGGACACGUCAUUUUUGGUACAAAUACGAAGUGUUCAAUAAUAAAAAUGUUGAAAUUAUAAUUAAACAUAAAAUAAAUACAUUUUUCAUUGAAACUAAAUUAUCACCCCAAUAAAAUUACCGUGAAUAUAAAAAUGGGUGUUUUAAAGUUUAAUUUGAGAUAUAGAACGUUUCAGAAUUCUCAUAAAUAAAGAUUUGGUGUUGAUUUAAAGUUUUCAUUGUUUCGAGUGAAUAAUCUUAAAAAACAAUAGUUUUUCUUCUAAAUUUCAGUAUUAACCCCAUUAAAACGAUUAUCUAUCUUAAAAUAGAUGUUUUAAAGUUUAAUUUGAGAUAUAAAACGUUUCAAAUUUCUCAUAAAUAAAGAUUGGGCGUUGAUUUAAAGUUUUCAUUGUUUCGAGUGAAUAAUCUUAAAAUGCAAUCAUUAUAUAAAAAUGUUUAUCUUCAAAAUUUGAUUAUUAACCCCAAUAAAACGAUUAUCUAUCUUAAAAUAGAUGUUUUAAAGUUUAAUUUGAGAUAUAGAACAUUUCAGAAUUCUCAUAAAUAAAGAUUGGGCGUUGAUUUAAAGUUUUCAUUGUUUCGAGUGAAUAAUCUUAAAAUGCAAUCAUUACAUAAAAACGUUUAUCUUCAAAAUUUGAUUAUUAACCCCAAUAAAACGAUUAUCUAUCUUAAAAUAGAUAUUUUAAACUUUAAUUUAAGAUAUAAAACAUUUUAGAAUUCUCAUAAAUAAAGAUUGGGCGUUGAUUU
Molecule: messenger RNA, 5501 nt
Organism: Onthophagus taurus
Lineage: Eukaryota; Metazoa; Arthropoda; Insecta; Coleoptera; Scarabaeidae
Product: insulin-like growth factor 1 receptor
Biological process (GO): cell surface receptor protein tyrosine kinase signaling pathway; positive regulation of MAPK cascade; positive regulation of kinase activity
Cellular component (GO): plasma membrane; insulin receptor complex; axon
Molecular function (GO): insulin receptor activity; insulin receptor substrate binding; ATP binding
Source: RefSeq, a predicted model, not a curated record